Messenger RNA from Cyanistes caeruleus (blue tit), 1089 nucleotides. RefSeq names its product interleukin 10 receptor subunit alpha (gene IL10RA). Gene Ontology annotation, cellular component: plasma membrane. Gene Ontology annotation, biological process: cytokine-mediated signaling pathway. Gene Ontology annotation, molecular function: cytokine receptor activity; protein binding. NCBI's taxonomy places the organism in Eukaryota, Metazoa, Chordata, Aves, Passeriformes, Paridae. The record is from RefSeq and is a predicted model, not a curated record.
AUGCUCCCCUCUGCCACCGCCCUGGCGCUGUGCCUGGCGCUGCUCCUGCCCUGCCCGACCCACGGUGAGGAGCUGGAGAAGCCCCGGGCCGUGCGCUUUGCUGCGGAGGUGGCGUGGCACCUGCUGAGCUGGGAGCCGGGGCACGGCUGCCCCAGCAAUGCCAGCUACGACGUGGAGUACAAAGUCUAUGGCUCAGUUGUCCCCUGGACAGCCAUCCCGGAGUGUGGGAAGAGCUCGGAGCACUCCUGUGACCUCACCUACUACACCCUGGACCAGGAGCAGCGCUACUUCGCACGGGUCAGGGCCGUGUCCGGGAACCUCACGUCCCCCUGGAAGAGGAGCAGCGCCUUCUCCCCACGGGAAGCUGGCCUGCGCCUGGCGAGCCAGAGCCUCUCCGUGGUGGGCAACUCCAUCCAGGUGCGGCUGCAGCUGCUCCUGCACCGCGGGAACAUCACCGUGGAGUACACAGACUUCCAGAAGAAAAUGACCCAGUACCACGUGUACGUCAGGAGGACACGGGACAACCACACGUUCACAGUGGUGAAGAGCAGCCCAGAGUUCACCCUGGGGGAGCUGCUGUGGCUCACAGAGUACUGCCUGAGCGUGGAGCCCGGCAUGGCCAACAGGCCCGUCCCCACCACGCGCACCGACGAGCAGUGCGUCACCACCGGCCACAGGGACAGGAGCGCAGAGCUUCUCCCGGGCAUCCUCAGCUCCUUCUUCCUCACCCUGUUUUUGCUGGGCCUCCUGGGGGCUCUGCUGGCGUGUACCUAUGUAAGGAAACCCAUGAGGACACCGUCAGUCCUGAAGUCCUUCAUGAAGCAGAGCUCGCUCUGGGUGGAGCAGGAGCCCCCAUCCUCGGGCAGCCUGGAUGCAGACCCCACGCAGCAACUCUUCCUGUGCCAGAAGGAGCCCCGGCUGGACAGCAGCCCCGACAGCAGCACCAGCACAGCCCAGCUGCCCCUGGAGCAGGGCUGGAAGCUCCCAGCAUGGCCCAAGGACCAGAUGGGGCCCACGGGGAGCAGAGACAGCAGCGGCACCAGCACCGACAGCGGCAUCUGCCUGCACAUCCCCUCCUCCUCCUCCUCC